CCCGCCUGGCGGCGGGAUGUGAGAUGGACGGGGUAUAAAACGAGGGUACAACCGCGUCUGCGCCGCGACUCGGGCUUAAAGUUUUGGCAGACACUUGAGGGCUGGAGCGAUCGAGUUGUGAACUGCCGGCCUGUCUUCGGCAACGUCCAGCAUGACUGCCACGUAAAGCACAUAUAUGGAAUCUUUGAACAAAUGGGCAAGGGCACGCAAGCAUGUUGGAACGCAUCAAAGCCAACUAGGCCGGUGCCAUCUCCCGUUCGGUCGGAAGAAAGGUUUCUCUCGCCUGCUGGCAUGUCCCGGCCUGUGCGUCCUCCUCCGCCGCCACCACCAGCAGCAGCAAUCCCCGACACCGCCGACAUUCGGACGGCUCACAAGCCCUGGUGGCAGAUCAUGUGGGCGUCAACCGACGCCAGCGCCCUGUCGCCAACGCGGCCGCCGCAGCUCUGCGGCGCUAGUCCGGGGAUGCGCAGCUAG
Gaeumannomyces tritici R3-111a-1 is the source of this 474-nucleotide messenger RNA. RefSeq lists its product as hypothetical. The transcript has a single exon. Lineage: Eukaryota; Fungi; Ascomycota; Sordariomycetes; Magnaporthales; Magnaporthaceae. The coding region runs from base 193 to 474 and encodes 93 amino acids. The record is from RefSeq and is a predicted model, not a curated record.